UACUCUUGCCACUAGUUUAAUAUUCUAGAGACUAAUAGAGAACUUGAGAACUUGAAGCUAGUCUGUGUAGAACGUACAUGGCAAGCUAUAUUUCUGUAAUGAUAUCACUGCUCCCUGGCCCCUGGCCCCUGGUAGCUCGUUAUAAAGCUGUCAUUUAGCAUUAGAGCAGAAUAAGAUCAUUUCUUGUGAGGGGGUGCUUGUCACUUUUUUGUCUUGUCAAAUGAUUUUCCUAAGUGACUAAGAAAUAGUGGGCAUAUCUAGAGACAACAAUUGGAACCUCUUGAAGAUUAGAGCUAACCUGUAACGUAAAGAGUAAAGACUAGUCUUCCCCAUGUAUGGGAAACUAGUUUCUCCCUCAUGUCGCUCAUUCCCGAAGAUUGGUCAGGCUGCUUGAGAGCUUUGAUACCUCUCUUUUGGUUCGGUGACUAGAAACUAGAAAGUGUUUCAGAAGGUGUCAUGAGUUGUCAUCAGAUCUGCAUAGCCGGAGCCUGGUUUGUUUGCUCAAUGGGGGUAAGCCUUUUUUGAUAAAAUUGAUGACGUUUCAAGAAAAGAACUUUAAGUGAGCUGAUGGGUUGUUUUUCUGGUGGUUAAUUUUUAAGAAAAUAUGUAACUGCAAUCUGAAAGUUGUGUACUUGCAAUACAAGUUAAUUUUAAAUAAGUCAAGUUCAGAAUGCACCCUAAAUCAAAUUUACAUACAUGCAGACUGCAGUACACAUUAUUAAUCGACAUAUGUCCCAAAACUCUAAUGCAUACAAUAACAUUGUAGACACAACUCAUAAUGAUGUACCUCAUUGAAUCUUAUGUAGUUAUGUAUGUAUUUUGGAGGGAGAGUGAGUGUUCAUAUGUGCAAUUGAUAUAUAUUUUUCAGGAGGAAGAACACCGGAAAUCUUUCUUUUUUUUCCAGAAAUAAACGAGAGAUCAAUUAGAUAAUUUUUUGAAAAUAAUAUUUUUUUUUCAAAGAUAUAGUAGUAUAAGAUUUGUAUGCUAAGUAUUUCUACACUUGUUAAGCUUUCUUAAUUAAACAUUUAAACUAUAUUAUUUGUUUUCAAUCAUGAAAUAUUUUCCUAUGAAAUUGAAUUGUUGUAGACUUAUGGUAUUGUUGUUAAUUGUUAUAGUUUUCGACCAUAUCAUUGCAAAUAUAAUUAAACAAUGCUCGGUAAGGGUUGGAAAUGGAAUUGGGAUCUCUUUCCCCAAACAAGAAAUGUAGACUUUUAUAUGGAGAAGUGUGAAGAAGUAAGAGGGAGUAACGUUUCAUAAUGUUUUAGCCUAGUGAAUCUAAUGUCACUUGAAGCAGUUUCAAAGAUGAGAACUUUUUUUUUUCUUGGCGCCGUCUGUGGGGAUACUACAUCUCAAAGUCACAUACCGAGAGUAACAUUGCACCCCGAAGGAAAACAACCCGAGGUUCACUAUCUGGCCAACCAACACCCCUCCAAUCUCAGCAACCCCUUGUCUUUGUUGAAUCCCUAGCAAUAGAUGAUGAGGGAUCGACCCCCCGAAACGACGAACCAUCUGUUCCCCGGGAGGAACCAACUCCCGUCACAAUGGCGGAAAUAGAAAGGAUAGCUCGACAGCUGAAUGAGAUGUCCAUAACCCGGGAAAGAUCAAGGUUUCCUCCGUCGAGCAGUACUCGGGUAGGAGUGACCCUGAGGACCAUAUGGCAGCCUACAAGACCCAGAUUAGUGUACAAACGGGAUGUGAGGCCACAUGGUGUCGCUACUUCCAGACAACCCUCUAAGGGUUAGCGCUCAGUUGGUUCUCGGGCUUGUCACCCAACAUCAUCAUCAAUUUCUCAGUUCUGGAAACUUUGUUCCAUCAACACUUUAUAGCUGGGAGUAGGAACAAGAAGACCAACAUUCAUCUAAUGUCAGUCAAACAAAAAGAGCACGAGAGCCUCGCUGAUUACAUCAAGAGGUUCAACGAGAAAUCAUUGAAGAUUUCAGAUCUUCAGGAUGGAGUAGCAUUUACCGCCUUGAUGUCAGGGUUAUGGCCGGGAAAAUUUAUGUGGUCUCUCGCUGGAAAACGAGGUCACAACUUUUACUGAAGCUAUGAGUCGAGCUCAGAAGUUCAUCCAAGCCUCCGACAUAUGUAAGCCUGUCGGGGAGAAAUUCAAGAAGAAGAAGGAAGAGAUCCCUUAUCGGGAAUCAAACAAGAACGCGAGGAACACCCAACAACUCCUCUCGAGAGCAGCGGAUAAUGGGAAUGACCCCCGUUUUAACCGAAACCGGCGAGAGAUCUACUUAGAUCUUAAACACAAGUCGGUAUUGCCCAUCCCUCCACCCAUAAGAACCUCAAAAGACAGGCGAGAUCAGAUGCUAUGGUGCGAGUACCAUCGGGAGUGCGAUCAUACCACAAAAGACUGUCGGGAAUUGAAGAAGGCCUUGGAUCACUUAGCUGAUCAAGGAAAGCUAAAUCGAUACAUCGAACAUUCCCGAGAAGAGAAGGCGAAGGUUAGUGAGGGUCAGUUAAUACCCAUUAAGGAGGUCUUUAAUAAAAGGGUGCAAUGGAAACCUUAAACCCAUUUGAAUGCUCUGGUGAUAGACGGAGACGCACCCGAUUGGAGGGGUCAGCACAGAUUCAACGUUCUUGGCCCGGACAACAAAAAAGGGAUCCUGGACCAAAAACUUAGUGCCAACAUACUUGGCAUUCCUCUCCAUAUAGUUCAUGAAAGUAGUGUCGGGAUAAUAAGAAUGAGGACCACCCUCGGGAUCUAGAGGAGGGAACUCUUGUCCCAAGGUGGUAGGAGCUUCGUCCUCGGCCUCCUCAGACACCGUAAUCACCCUGUCUGAGAGGAGUCGGUCCAAAUAACUCGAACUACAAGGUUUGUGCGCCAACGAGACUUCAAAAGGCCCGGGAUCCACUCCCUCAUCCUCCUCACUCAAAGAAUCUGAAGGGCUAGGGAGGGGGAACAUCCUCAGGAACGCUAGAUGGGUCCUCACACGGCACCCGGGUGCUGACUAAAAAACCGUCUACCCUCGAAUUUCUUCGGACAGUCUAAUAGGAGGGGAGGCGGGGACGGCAGGGUCCAUCUCAGGAUCCAUCUCGGGAUCCAUCCUAGAAACCUAAAAGUAAAUAAAGAAAUAGGAACAAGAGGUGAUUACUAAGAGGCGUACCUUCUCGAAAAAUCACAGUCAGGGAACGGAACUUGUGCGGGCGCUCGGAAGACUCGGGAACAGAGAGGGCGAUGAAAGAGAGAGAGAAAGAGGAGAUUGUAGAGAGAGAGAUUGCAAAUAAUUUGGGGUACGAAAAUCAUCUCUCUCUCCUCUAUAUGUAGUCGCUUUCUUACCCUCCGCGUCGCGACAACCUCUGGACCACGUAAUGCGUCCUAAAAGGUCUAGGCCAAAAGGGAAAAGUCCCAAAGACAAUUCAGGGAACAAGGCCCAGCUUAGCUUGAGGCCCAAAAGUCCAGCAAGAGGAUAGUCAAAGGUCAACGGACAAAGGACCCUGGUCAACAGUCCAAAGUUAAUGACCCAUUGCUCUUCACUGACCAAAAUCUCGAUCACCCCCAAUCCUUUCCGAGUUGGGCCCUCCUCCUUGGUCAAUCCAAGAGGCUCAACACUUAGCUAAAAAAAUGGCUAAGUCUACUCAGGACUAACUCAAGAUCACAUGGGAAGACUCAUUAUCCCCCGAGUUGGGCACCCCUUCUUGGUCAAUCCAAGGGGCUCAACACUUAGCUAAAAAAUAGCUAAGCACACUCAUGACCAACUCGGGAUCACAUGGGAAGGGCUCAUUAGCCCCCGAGUUGGGCACCCCUUCUUGGUCAAUCCAAGGGGCUUUAACACUUGGCUAAAAAAUAGUUAAGCACACUCAUGAACAACUCGAGAUCACAUGGGAAGGACUCAUUAGCCCCCGAGUUAGGCACCCCCGGGUCGGACCCCAACUACCGGGUCAGGCCAAGAGAUCCAUUGGCUCUUGAGCCUAUCCAACAUUCUCGGGAACGGGCCUACGCCAUCAAGGAUUUCUAAAAUCCUUGGGACCUGACCAUGCAUCCAAAGUGCCAAGGUCGAGGCCACGAAUACACGUCCUUGGCGCUGUCGGGAUCGCCGCUUAAAGACCGAAAUACCCCUAUCGGGGUUAGAAUAACGGGAGUGCACCUUGGGUGCUGCAGGAUCGUGGCUUAGAGUUAUGAAGGAGCUGUCGGGGUCCCUCCCUGGAGCUUCCAACCCUCUCGGGAUCGGGAUUAAAGAAGCCCCCUCGAGGCAUGUCGGGGUCGCUGCCUAAUGUUCCGAACCUUCUCGAGCCGGGGCUACGGAGGCCCAUUGAAGGAGCUGUCGGGGUUAGAAUAACGGGAGUGCACCUUGGGUGCUGCAGGAUCGUGGCUUAGAGUUAUGAAGGAGCUGUCGGGGUCCCUCCCCGGAGCUUCCAACCCUCUCGGGAUCGGGAUUAAAGAAGCCCCCUCGAGGCAUGUCGGGGUCGCUGCCUAAUGUUCCGAACCUUCUCGAGCCGGGGUUACGGAGGCCCAUUGAAGGAGCUGUCGGGGUUCCUCCCUGGAGCCUCCAACCAUCUCGGGGUCAUGGUUAAAGAAGCCCACCUCGAGGCAUGUUGGGGUCGCUGCCUAAUGUUCCGAACCCUCUCGGGCCGGGACUGCGGAGGCCCAUUGCAGGAGCUGUCGGGGUCGCCACCGCGAACUCCCAACUUUCUCGGGGUCUGGCUUGAGAUCCUCCAUUCAUGGCCCUGACCAAGUCGGGUUGCGGUACUCUCACGUCGGGAUUCGAGUCGAGAAAGGCCCACGCUGACUACAUGGCAUGUCCAUUGCAAACCCCAGGCCAACUCAGGAUUAUGGCCCAAGGGCAAGUUUGAGGUACAUUCAACUUCCGCCAACUAACCGUGUCCUGAAUCAAGGAUCCGACUCCGAUUACUUGGCUUGGGGCUAAUUGUUUGGACUAGGUGUUGGGCCCAAUAAUUAUCGGAAGACACCCCUCCCAAGGUCUAGGUCCUUGGGACCAAAAGGGCCCAUAUGCUUUUUAUAAGUAAAAAAGUUUUACCUCAAAAAGGUGACAGCUUUCCUUGGGAUUGGGAUGCUCCCCAAAAGGGUUUCCUAUCUGGGGGGUUCCCAACACUAUAAAUACCAACAGUCUCAUCAAUGAACUUGUAUUCAAUUCUCACCUAACUAAACAAAGCAUCUCUUUAUAGACUUGCUUACUUUCUCUCUCUACCUCAAUCUCAAUUGACUUGAGCGUCGGAGGGGCUUUUCUGGGAACACUCCCGGGCCAGUUUUUCCUUGUUUUGCAGGAUUGGCAGUUACAGGACUCGGGAUUAUAACCUAACCCGGGAAUUGACUCUCACCUUAAACACAUAACUGUUUUAACUAGUUUCUAGGCAGAAACAUUGUUUAAGCCCUAGUUUCUAACCAGUGGCUGCCCAUAUAUCACAUUUAUGAUCUAUCCUAUUCAUAGAAGCAUAAAUAUACAAACCCAUAUAUCGGUUCCUAGUUCCUACACAUAGGUGGUCUGUGGCCUCCCGGCCUUGAUACGUAUUAUGUCAAGCCCAUUAGAGCGCACCUUCUAUGUUUGGGCUAAUUCAUGGUUCAAUUAAUACUUGUGCACAACAAACUCCUCCAUUGACUUAUGUAAUACUCACAGACUUGUGUUUUUGCUUCACUUAUUGAGGUUUUUUGGAAGUUACUCCAUGACCUUACCUUAGGAGUGACAUGCUGCCCUUAAUGUUUGAUUUUCCCAAUAUGUUUUGAUCAUAUUGUUAAGGUUUGAGGCAAAUGCACCAAUAACCUUGUUGGGUGGGGAUUAUUAAGUUAAGGUUGGAUCUAAGAAUUACCACCUCUUUUUGGGACCAAUUUUGUGGCCAUGGACAUGCCAUGGUCUAGUUGAAAGCAUGUCCAUGGUCUCCUUGGUAUUUAUCCGUGACUUAACCCUAACUUUAUUAAGGAAAUAUAUUAACUUGUUUAUUCACUUUUUGUGACAUGAUUGUGCACAUAUAAUUAUGCUUACUUAAGGCAAUUGCAUCAGUACAUGUUUUGUUGGCACUUAACCAUGGCAUGUCUCUAACUUUGUUAAGGAAACAUAUUGGCAUGUCAAUGCCCUCUUUAUGGCAUGUUAAUGCACAUAAUGCUCACUUAGGCCAUUUCAAAAGUCCUAGUAAGGGAGGGCCAUUGUUGUAGCACAUAGAUGACAUUAUUACUCUUGUUCUUGGUCUUAUUGUAAACUUUUUUUUUGAUAUGCUAUCCACGACCUCUUCAAAAGAUACAUUACAAGACAGUGACGUGCAUUCCAUCUUAUAUACAUAGUGUAGUUAAAAAAAUAUCUUAUUCUAUAUGAAUAUGCUAAGAAACAUGCAACAUUAUGUUUGCGGCUUCAGUCAAGGCUCUUGUCUUUAGCACACUAUUAAGCCAUUGCCCUGCUUCAUUGGUGACACCUUCAUGAAACCUUUUUCCAAACUCAAUGCUUCUCUAUUCUCCUUUGUUUCUGAAGUCUUAACAUAUAAUUAUGCCCCAAUUAGGAUUGUAAUGCUCAUGAUUCCUAAUAGUUGGGCAUAGAUUUUUUUGAAAUGUUAAUUGUUUUUUAGGAUAUUAGAAUUGGUGGUGGUGGAUCCAAGGGGAAGCCUUUUGAAAUUCAAUUUUUUUUUUGGUUAGCAAAAGCCUAAUUUGCGUGGCCCUCGAUCUAUAUAUUGGUUAUUUGGCUAUUGUUGCGUGAAAAUCGUUAUGCGAACUUAGAACUACCUAUUAAGUAAAGGGAUUUCCAAAGAGAGCAAAGAUUAAUGAAAGAGGGAAUGCGAGAAUAGAGUUCAAUGGGAUAUUUUGUUGACUGCCUAUUUCGCUAGGCUUUAAGCAUGUAGUGCCCUAUAUGUAAGGUCAUUCUAGUUGAUUCUCUCUAGUUUUUUUAUCUUUGUGAAAAUGAACUAGGAACAUCACUAUGACACAAAGGGUAUGUUAAUUUUCAGAUUAUAUGAAAUGGGCCUAGGUAACCCAAUAAGAGAGAAGGAGAGUUUAAGCCCACUUACAAGCCCAAGGAGGUUCCAUCCUAAAACCAAUUGGUGAUAGGAGGAGUAACUCCUAAGCUUAUAAAGUGGUUAAGUCUCUCUCUUUCUCCAAUGUAGGGCACUCACAUGUGGUGAUCAAUGAGAUUCAAUAGGGUACAUUAAAUACAAGAAGUUCUUGAGAUGCCUUUUUAUGCUAAUGCGAUGUGGAGAUUGAUGGUACACUCUUUUAAAAGCGUUGUGGAUUUUCUAGCUAAAUGAGUUUUGAAUCUUGCAAUGGAGGGCAUAACAACUUAGACCCCAUCUAGUUGACCUUUAUCUGGGCGUUUAUUCAUAUAUGGGACAGAGUUGCAGAUGGUUUUUGAGUGACCUAUACUUUUCUGAUCUGUUGCAUGCUAGCUCAAAUGUUUAUUCUAGGCUGGUCUGGAGGUGGGUGAACUAUAGUCUACUCUAGGGUCUGGGAAAGCCAGGGAAUUUGGGAAGACACUAUCUAGCCCAAAGAAUCUUACAAGUAGUCCACAUCACCUCAGAUAUGUGUUGAUGAGCCCCACUGAGGAGAUAUUGAGCCCAACUGAAAAGAGAGAGAAUCUUUUCCUACUCAGCAGCCCAGCGUUGGAAAUUUCAGGUUUGGAAAAGGAGGCUCUUGUGAAAGGUGUUCCAAUAGCGCAAGCAAUUGACAUAGAAAUUCCUCCUCCACGCCCUAAGAGAAAACCGAGCAAUCCUUAUCCUCGCAAGACUGGGUCUAUAAGUUCCCCAAAUACGCAAGUCAGCACAAAGGAUGGGAAGCAAAUACCACAUACACAUGCAACAGAACAAGUUGUAGAUUUGGAGAAGGAGCAACUUCUUGAGAAAUCUGGUUGUGAUGAUGGGGAUUCAAACCCUGAUGAAACUGAUGGUGGUGACAAGUGCACUGAAGCCUUCACACUUUUCAAAGAAAAGCCAUCUGCUUUGGGAGUACCUUCUAGUGAAUUUCCCUCCACAACUGUGGGAUCAGCAAGAAAGUUAUCUAACUUCAAGGAGUUUAUGCCAAUGAAGAAGCCGGUCAACGAUGAUACAGGAGGAUUUGAUGCUGCUGACGUACAUAACAGAAAUCAGAAGCCCGAGAAACCUGAUGUUGUGGAGAUGGUUCAAAAUGAUUCAGAAAAUGAAAAAAAUGCAGCUAAAACAUUUCCCAAGCAUGCUCCCGUUCAGAUUCUUGAUGGGAGUUUGGUAUCAUGCAGUCAGGGUCUUUCUUCAGAUGUAUCAUAUCAAGAACCUGUAUUUCAUCAAAUGGGGAUCCCAAGCCUGCCUGCGUUAUUUAGCAAUCCAACAGUUUCUGCUGCUGUAGAAAGCCAAACUAGCACUUCAAGAUCCACUAAUCACCAAAUGUUCCCAAGUUUCCAUCCUCCAUUUAGUCCAUACCCUAACACUCAAGAAGACUACUCUUCGUUUCUGCAGAUGUCCUCGACCUUUUCAAGCAUGAUUAUCUCUGCUCUUUUGCAGAAUCCAGGUGCACAUGCCGCAGCAACUUUUGCAGCUUCAUUUUGGCCUUGUGGGAAUCUAGAAAAUUCAGCCAAUUCUCCUGCAGUAUCCAGUGGAGGUCUCCCACCUCGACCAAUGAACCCAGCUCCAAGUGUGGCAGCAAUUGCUGCUGCUACCGUAGCAGCUGCUACUGCUUGGUGGGCAGCACAUGGACUGCUGCCCUUGUGUGCUCCACUACAUGCCGGCUACUCUUUUCCGCCUGCCUCAGGGACUACUCCAUUAGCUAAUGUUUCCCAAACUCAGGUUGCUAAUGAAGAGAAGGAAGAGAAAAAUUUCCAAAGGCAUGGAUCACAAGUUCAGCAACCCAAUCAAGAACUAUCUGAAGCUUUACAUCAGGAGCAUUUAGCAUCGAAAUCUUCAGCAGCAUCAUCGUCUGACUCUGGUAACACAUCUAGUGCAAAAAUGGAUACUGGAGUGGCAGCCAACAAUAAUGAGAACAAGAUCCCUGCUUCAAGUGAGCUAAAGGACACAAGCAAAGGGAAGAGCAAGAAACAAGUGGAUCGCUCAUCUUGUGGUUCCAACACACCUUCAGGUAGUGAUAUUGAGACUGAUGCUCUGGGAAAGAAUGAUAAAGUAGAAGAAGAAGCCAAAGAACCUGAUAUAAAUCGUCCUACUAGUGAACCUAAUAGUCGCCGCAAUCGAGUCGUUUGCAACAUAUAUGACUCGUGGAAGGAGGUUUCCGAGGGGGGUCGUCUGGCAUUUCAAGCACUUUUCUCCAGAGAGGUGUUGCCCCAAAGUUUUUCACCGCCACAAAAUGGUAAUGUUGAGAUGUUAGAUAAGAAACUAUGUAUUGAGGGGAAUAGGCAAAUUGUAGAGAGAAGUAAUGAUGUGUCACAGUUAGAUCUCAACAGUAACACAUGGGAAUCUUGCUCCGUUAAUCAAGGCAUAGAGAAAAAUGAUACAAGACAAGAGGACAGUUGCAAAAAUGGACUCCUGAUAUUUAGUUAUGAGCAAGGGAAGCUGAAGACUAAUAGAACAGGUUUUAAGCCAUACAAGAGGUGUUCUAUGGAGGCUAGAGAGAGCAGGGUGAUGAACUCCAGUGCUCCGGAGCAAGAAAAAUGUUCGAAAAGAUUGCGCCUUGAAGGGGAGGCUUCAAUUUGAUGUUUAAUGAUGCAAGCCAUUUCUGUAAGGGAAACCUUGCUCACUACAAGUGCUCCCCAGUUAUCAAGUUCUUUAUUCCAUUUAGCUUAAUUUCAGUCCUAAAAUGUUCACGAGACUUUUCGUGUUUGUACUAUAAAAGACUACAUUCCUCUAUUUCAUAUCUCAGACUUCCUCAGA
Beta vulgaris subsp. vulgaris (sugar beet) is the source of this 9726-nucleotide messenger RNA. RefSeq names its product protein LATE ELONGATED HYPOCOTYL. The record is from RefSeq and is a predicted model, not a curated record. The transcript is spliced from 6 exons. Bases 7468 to 9549 code for a protein of 693 amino acids. NCBI's taxonomy places the organism in Eukaryota, Viridiplantae, Streptophyta, Magnoliopsida, Caryophyllales, Amaranthaceae. Gene Ontology annotation, molecular function: DNA binding.